UGUUAUUAAAAUGUUUGGCUUCGCUAAGGUGAAUGAUAUGGAAAAGCUUUUGCAUUUUUUUGGCUGGAGUCCUGUAGAAAUAUCAAAUGGCAAGGCUGAAAGUGAGACGAGGUAUCCUAGGAUUCUGCAAUGCUGAUGUAAUCACUAUGAUGUAGGAGGCUGUCUCUACAUCUGCCCCAGACUCUGUGCUUUGGGCUUGAUCCACAAAGUUGAUUUUUUUCACUUUGGAAAAGCAGUCUUAGUAACGAUCAGAACAGGUCACUGAAUUGUUAUGAUAUGGAACGAGGCCAUUUGGCCCAUCAUAUCUGGGACUAGCUGCAGUGAUUCGUGGAAAGAAAAACCUGAGAUGACUUAGUGUGACUGCACUGCACAAGUUUGUAGUGUUGAGACUGUGCUCACUAGCACAGACCUAAAGCAUGCGGGCAGACAUAGCUGUUUGGUGUUACCAGAUAUUACAAAGACAUGUGUUACUCUUUGAACAUAUAGGAUUGAUCAAGCAAAACGGCUUCCUCUGGAGACAGGCUCCUGUAUGCUUUCUUAUCACUUAUUGGUUCAUGACCAACCAGCAAUCAAGUCUGUGAAGAUGAUCAGGAGCAUGUUGCUGUGACACCUGAAACAAUCGCGCAAGAGGCCCAAAGUGGUUUGAUGGACACUGGAAUAAAGUGUUUUGACACAACGUCUUCUUGUGAACUGAACCUAUUAAGUAUUUUCAUUAGGGUUUAACUACAGUAGAAAGCCUCAGUCUGCUUUGACCAAUGUAAUUAGCUGUGUUAAACUGUUCAGUCGCCUGGUAUUGAUCAACAGUUUUCCUUUGAAGCUUUGUUCCGCCUAUAUAAAGCUUAACCAGCACCUAGGUUUGCUGGAAAUUGCUGCCUUCAGGUCUGAGCAAAUACAAUACAGGUUGACAUAAAUAAAGCAAAACUGGUAUUACUCCACGGAAAUCCUGUUGUUUCUGAAAGGGGCCUCACCUAAACGAACUGAAGGUUCAUUGGAGAGCAGAGAUAAAAUGCAACUGGAGUCUGAUGUAAGAAACCUGACGUGCUGAAGCACUGCAGAUUCAUCUGAGAUCCUGCAGGGUUCAAAGUUCUUUGUCCUCUUAGUGGCCCAAUUGGCUAGGUCCAGCCACGUUCUGUGCUGGCCUCCUAUCAAGUUAAUUCUGUUUCGCCAACUCGGGCAGAACGGCAGGAGCGUUCAUCAAGAGAUUGGACGCAGAGAAUCUGGCAAUCUAUGGCUUUAAAGCGAAGCUGUUCUGAAGUUGGCUAGACUGGAGCAAGCUCUGCAUCAAUGAGGUGACAUGUUCUCCCAAUGAGAAAGUCUGCAGCAAUUCUUGUGAGAAUGCCUCGCCGAGGCCUACUGAUGCAGGCUUGGACACGCCGUCUACUGCUGGGCCUCGCUCUUUUCUUCUGCCUCAUCUCCCUCUUGUACUUGCUGGAGUGCACGCCCCGGCCAGACAAUGACCCUCUCCUCCUUGGCAUUCCAGGAAAACCGUAUGGCAAAGAAUACUAUCAGGCCCUCCUGCAGGAACAGGAGGAGCACUACCAGACCCGGGCAGCAAGUCUCAAGCGGCAAAUCACUCAGCUAAAGCAGGAACUCCAGGAAAUGAGUGAGAAGUUGAAAUCCGUGCAGGAGAAGAAGGGUCCAUCUCUAACUGGCGGAGGUGCCCAGAACAGCAAGGAAAACUUUCCCAAUGAUCUGUUGGAGUUCUUGCACUCGCAGAUCGAUAAAGCUGAGGUCAGUGUGGGUGCCAGAGUGCCCAGUGAGUAUGCGGUGGUGCCGUUUGAAAGCUUCACCCUGACCAAAGUGUACCAGUUGGAGAUGGGCCUGACCCGGCAUCCUGAGGAGAAAGCAGUGAGGAAGGAUCGAAGGGAUGACUUUGCUGAAGCUAUUGAGGCUGGAAUUGAAGUGUUGAAUAACCCUGAGGAAGAGGAGGAAGAGCAGGAUAAUGAUGAAGAUGAUGAUGACCGGGCACAGAAACACAGCUACACUGAGAAUGACUUUAUAGAAGGCUACUACCGUACAGAAAGAGACAAAGGGACCUUGUAUGAACUGUUCUACAAAAAGGAAUUUCUGGAUGAAUUUCAACAUAUCACACUCUUCCGUCCUUUUGGGCCACUUAUGAAAGUCAAAAGUGAAACAAUCGAUGUCUCGCAGCAGAUCAUCAAUAUCAUCGUUCCUCUGUCUGGCCGCACUGAAGCGUUUGCCCAGUUCAUGCAGAAUUUCAGAGAUGUGUGCAUUCGCCAGGAUGGACACAUUUACCUCACGGUCGUCUACUUUGGCCAGGAAGGGUUAGGUGAAGUGAAGAAGAUCCUGGAAAUGACUGCCAGUGAAACUAAUUUUCACAACUACACUCUGGUUCCUUUGGCUGAUGAGUUUUCUCGAGGACGUGGUCUGGAUAUGGGAGCCCAAGCCUGGGAGAAGGGCGAGGCACUGAUGUUUUUCUGUGAUGUGGAUAUUUAUAUAUCUCCUGAGUUUCUUAAUAGCUGUCGAAUAAACACAGAACCUGGUAAGAAAGUUUUCUACCCUGUUGUGUUCAGCUUGUACAAUCCAGCUAUUGUCUACGCCAAUCUGGAUGGUGCCCCAUCCAUUGAGCAGCAGCUGGUGCACAAGAAAGAUUCUGGGUUCUGGCGAGAUUUUGGAUUUGGGAUGACUUGUCAAUAUCGCUCCGAUUUCCUCACUAUUGGUGGCUUUGACCUGGAUGUGAAAGGGUGGGGAGGGGAGGAUGUCCACCUGUACAGAAAGUAUCUCCACAGUGACCUGAUCGUGGUGCGGACACCGGUCUCCAGCCUCUUCCACCUGUGGCACGAGAAGCAUUGCGCAGACGAGCUGACUCCAGAGCAGUACCGCAUGUGCAUUCAGUCAAAAGCCAUGAACGAGGCUUCCCAGGCUCACCUUGGGAUGUUGGUGUUUCGAGAUGAGAUUGAGGCCCAUCUCCGCAAACAAGCCUACAGGACUGACAGCGACAUUCCUGACUGAGUCAGAGGUCUUUGCUAUUUGGCCUGUUCAGGCUUUUACAUUUGCGGUCUUUGGGUCAGCACCUGUUGUGUUUAGUAAUGGGACCACAGAUGACAAAAUUUUGUAUUACAUUGUGCUGUUGCAGUGCUUAAUUAAUGGCCCAAAAUGCGCUGAUGAGUUUACACAUCUGCGAGGAGUUGAGCGUUGUGUGUGCCAUUUGCUCUCACAAUACAAGUGUACCCAGAGAUCCCAGAUACUCAGGAGUUUGUAAAGUGCUGGGGAAAAAAGAAUUUGCCUCUUCAGGUAUUCCUAUCCUUCACGCAAAGGGUCUUGCAUGAUGGGCACACUGUUGUUUGAAUGAUUGGAUCCACCUGGUUCAGGAAUUUCCAGGGUUUCAGUGUGAACUUAUGGAAUAAUGACUAGGUAUAGAACAGUAUUAAUCUUCAGUGAAUAGGACCACAUAUGCGCAAUUUCUACGCACACUCUUUAUACUGCCACUUUGUUUCCAGCCGUCUGUGGAACUUUAUGCAAAGCCUCACGAGUAGAAGGCCAACCAAGUGCUAGAAUCACCACCUAUUGUGUACAUCAAGGUCAGUUCUGCUCAUCUGAUUAUAUUUUGGACUCCGGGCUAAAGGACAUCAUAUUUGACUCUAAAUGAAGCACAUCAUGCAAACUGAUAGCAAGAGAGCACUGCACUGCAAUGGGGGUGCUAUUCUUCGAAUGAGAAGUUCAAUCGGUGCUCCGUCCCAUGGUAUUAUUCCAGGAUGAACAAAGGUCUUCUCCCAUUGUCUUGCCCAAUGUCUCGCUCUCUUUAUCUCUCAACCAACACUCAUAAACAGAUUGACUUAUAUCAUUAUUUCUAACACAGAAUCAUUGGUGUUUUUAUCCCACAAGGAGAGAAUGCUAUAAUCUCAGCAGGAGUUAUUAAGAUUGAGGGAGAAAGAGAUCCCACAUUAUUUUUAACUUCAAUAAUUGAACUUGCGUGUGAAUGAAACUAAAACGUUAGACUCAUUUUUCAACAUUUCUAAACUAUUUCAUUGUGUGUAAUAUGCUUCGAGAUGUUUCUGAGACAUGAAGUCCACGUCUGUUUUGAUGUCUUUUAUCAUCUGAGGCCCAGUUUAGCUCAAUUAGCUGGACGUCUGGUUUACAAUGCAGAAUACUGCAAAUAGAGUGGGUUCAAUUCCUGUACCAAAAGAUUCUUCUCAACCUCAUCCAUUGUCUUGAGCAUGGUGUCCCUCGGGUUAAACCAUCACCAGUCAUCUUUCUUUAAUGAGAGAGCAGCCCUAUGGUCUGGUAGGACUAAUGGUGACUUUACCUUUUAUCUUUUACCUUCUGCACAUUUUUCUUUCCUCUGCUAAAGAUUUGGAAAUGUGCUUCCCUCCCAAGAUGUGAUGAGUAUGUAUUUCUGCAAGCCUGCAGACAAAAAAUGUGAUUUGUUCAUUAAUGGGCAAAACCUAGAGACUUGUGUGAUAGAGCCACAAGAGGUAGGAGAUUUGUGCUUUUGGAUUCUUAAUUAUAUUUUCAAUUCCUUUAUGUUUAUUUGGUAUGUGUGAGGCUAGUGGGGAGAAGAGUAGAUGAGAAUUGUUCCAGCAACAAAACUACCCAAAUCUGCAAUCAUUUUAUCUAACUUAUUUGGAUUGAUCUUCCCUAUCUAACUGUAAGGAAAACUGUGAACAUGACGGUUCUAUAGAUGUUCACCUGUAAGAUUCUCCUUCAAAUAAUACAAAGCACAUGUGGCAUAUUCCUGAGAUCAUGGUUCAGAUGACAAAGCUUCUAGCUAAUGUUGUCUCUAAGCUCCACAACUGCUCUAGGGAUCUAGAGCGGACGGGCGGCACGGUGGCUCAGUGGUUAGCACUGCUGCCUCACAGCGUUAGGGUCCCAGGUUCAAUUCCAGCC
Chiloscyllium plagiosum (whitespotted bambooshark) is the source of this 4848-nucleotide messenger RNA. The record is from RefSeq and is a predicted model, not a curated record. Lineage: Eukaryota; Metazoa; Chordata; Chondrichthyes; Orectolobiformes; Hemiscylliidae.